AUUGAGAAGUUUAAGAAGCCUGGUGAUGACAUGAAUGGCGACAUGGCUAGCUUGUCCACUCUGCUUGCAAACAGGAAAAAAGGACACUUUAUGAAGGGUGAUGCCGUCAUUGUUAUUAAAGGCGAUUUGAAAAAUCUAGAGGGUUGGGUUGAGAAAGUAGAGGAUGAAACCGUUCACAUCAGGCCAAAAAUAUCUGAUCUCCCGAAAACAUUAGCCUUCAAUGAAAAGGAGCUUUGCAAAUAUUUCAAGCCUGGUGACCAUGUCAAGGUGAUCUUAGGAGUUCAAGAAGGCGCUACUGGCAUGGUUGUUAAAGUGGAAGGGCAUGUCUUGAUCAUUUUGUCUGACACAACUAAAGAACAUAUCCGUGUGUUUGUUGAUCAUGUCGUUGAAAGCUCUGAAAUUACCACAGGAAUCACCAGAAUAGGUGAUUAUGAACUGCAUGAUCUUGUCCUACUCUGUUCUAAAAUGUAGUAGCUGUUGUUAGAUGAGCUAUGCAAG
Zea mays is the source of this 498-nucleotide messenger RNA. Its product is annotated as putative transcription elongation factor SPT5 homolog 1. Lineage: Eukaryota; Viridiplantae; Streptophyta; Magnoliopsida; Poales; Poaceae. Gene Ontology annotation, cellular component: ribosome; DSIF complex. The transcript has 3 exons. Gene Ontology annotation, molecular function: mRNA binding; structural constituent of ribosome. Bases 31 to 471 code for a protein of 146 amino acids. Gene Ontology annotation, biological process: translation; transcription elongation by RNA polymerase II; regulation of transcription by RNA polymerase II. The record is from RefSeq and is a predicted model, not a curated record.